Molecule: messenger RNA, 3067 nt
Organism: Hippoglossus stenolepis (Pacific halibut)
Lineage: Eukaryota; Metazoa; Chordata; Actinopteri; Pleuronectiformes; Pleuronectidae
Product: casein kinase II subunit alpha
Exons: 14
Coding region: 382-1626 (414 amino acids)
Biological process (GO): protein phosphorylation
Cellular component (GO): cytosol; nucleus; protein kinase CK2 complex
Molecular function (GO): protein serine/threonine kinase activity; ATP binding
Source: RefSeq, a predicted model, not a curated record
CUCCGCGGCUCCCACUGCAACACUCGGAGACGUCAGUGACGGUGGGCAGCCAUAUUGUCUCUGAAACAGCAGAAAUCCCUCACAGUGCACACCGGCGACGGAGGGAGGCGAGAACCGUUGGCCUGGUAAAGCUCUGCUCUGCUGGGAAGCAUUUAGGUCGCCGGGUUGAUCAAGGGGCUAUUCCACCGUGCCCCUGGUGGCCCCUCCCCCGUCCUCAAACAAACCCCCCCCUACCCCAAACCCCUUGUCCUGUUGGGAUCAACCCCCCCCCCCUUAUUCCCUACCCUCCCUCCUCUUCCUCUCUCCAUCCCAUCCUCCCUAUACUCCAACCAUCCUUUGCUGCGAUAAAAAGUCCCCACCAUCUCUGCCAAGCUGUCGGACAUGUCAGGACCCGUGCCAAGUCGGGCCCGAGUGUACACAGAGGUCAACACUCACCGGCCCAGGGAGUACUGGGACUAUGAGUCCCACGUUGUCGAAUGGGGAAACCAGGAUGACUUCCAGUUGGUGCGGAAGCUAGGGCGUGGCAAGUACAGCGAAGUCUUUGAGGCAAUCAACAUCACCAAUAAUGAGAAGGUGGUGGUGAAGAUACUCAAGCCUGUGAAGAAAAAGAAAAUCAAGCGUGAGAUCAAGAUUUUGGAGAACUUGCGUGGAGGUCCAAACGUAAUCUCCCUCAUCGAUAUAGUGAAAGACCCUGUUCGUGGUGAGCCCACCACCUGUGCAAGAUUAUCAAUUUCACUUUGGCUGGAGAAGUAUGUGUCUUCCCGGACACCUGCUUUGGUCUUUGAACAUGUCAACAACACAGACUUCAAGCAACUGUACCAGACCCUUACAGACUACGACAUCCGGUUCUACAUGUACGAGAUCCUCAAGGCCCUGGACUACUGCCACAGCAUGGGAAUCAUGCAUAGAGACGUGAAGCCACAUAAUGUGAUGAUCGAUCAUGAACACCGCAAGUUGCGCCUUAUUGACUGGGGCCUGGCUGAGUUUUACCACCCAGGACAGGAGUACAAUGUCAGAGUGGCCUCCCGCUACUUUAAAGGACCUGAGCUCCUAGUCGACUAUCAGAUGUAUGACUACAGUCUGGAUAUGUGGAGUCUUGGCUGUAUGCUAGCAAGCAUGAUUUUCCGGAAGGAGCCCUUCUUCCAUGGCCAUGACAACUAUGACCAGUUGGUGAGAAUAGCCAAGGUUCUGGGAACUGAAGACCUUUAUGACUACAUUGACAAGUACAACAUUGAGCUGGAACCUCGCUUCAAUGACAUCCUGGGAAGGCAUUCUCGCAAGCGAUGGGAGAGGUUCGUCCACAGUGAGAACCAGCACCUGGUCAGCCCAGAGGCUCUGGAUUUCCUGGACAAGCUGCUGCGCUAUGACCACCAAGCCCGGCUUACCGCCCAUGAAGCCAUGGAUCACCCUUACUUCUUCCCCAUUGUGAAAGAUCAGUCUCGUGUGGCCGGAUCAACCAACCUGCCCAGUGGGAACACAUCUGUUAGCACAGCCAACAUGAUCACUGGUAUCUCUGCCUUGCCAGCCUCAACUGCCCUGGGCCCUCUUAUUGGCUCGCCGGUCCUGUCUGCUGCCACCAUUGCCCUGAACACCCCGGUGCCUGCUGCUGCUGGCGCCCCGCAGUGACACCCCCAUCUAAAUCCACACACACUCCACCUCAUCUCCCUCACCGACACCACCAUCCAGCUUGGGGGAGAGGGAAACUAGACAGGUGCCACUCUGCCAGCCCCUCCCACAUCCAACCUAACUCAGCGUGACUGCGCCUCACCAACCCUCUGUCUGGAGGACGCUGUCAUCAAAGAAAAAAAAAGAGAUGUUUUUGCAUUCCUUUUCCUUCUCGAAUGAACGUGCUAACCUGACAUCUGAAAUGAAUGUUCUGUGUAAAUGAAAUAUACAGGUAUUCCUUUUAUUUUCCCACAAGCUGUAGUGCAUACAAAUGGGUGUAUGUUUGUAUGUGGUGAGUCUGAGAGGGAGUGUCAUCCAUGGCCGACUAUGGGUCUCAUCACCUCCUCCUAUGUUUUAGUUUGGGUGGUGAAGGCACUGGUGAGAAGGUACAUCAACAGAAGGCAAAAAGAAAGAAGUUGGCCAUCAGGACCAAAAGGAGCACAUCCUGAAUAGUUUACUUCUGCAGCACUGUCAAAAACCAGACCUGAAGAAAACACUUAGUUUACCUCCUGACGAGUCUUAACACCCUCAAGAUCACAGCACUUUGGAAGUGUUUGGUGCUGUUCCUGUGCUCCUGGUGUAUGUCAACACAAUGACACUUCAACACUUUCUCUGCCUGAGUAGUUCUGUUAAACAUAUUUUACCAUACCAGACCACCAGUCAUCUUUUGAUCAUGUCAGGCGUUGUUAAAGCUGUUCUGUAUUGAAAAAUGUUCUGGGCAGCUGGAUAUGGGUCAUCACCAUCCAGUGGUUUGAUCAACUCUAGUGUUCUACUUGGAUCUCCUAAGAAGCCAGAUAAGGUUCAUUCAGGUUCCUGACGAAAUAGUUUCUCAAACGUGCUGCUUUCUAGAUCCUUGAAUUGCUUCAAGUGGCUUUUCUUGAAAUAAUUUCAAGACAUAACCAAAGUUUACUCAGUAGUUUGGACGAAGAGACUGACCAAACCUAGUUUUAUUUUGUGGCCGUUACUCAUGGAGGGGCCUUGAUGCAGGUUGAAGAUGUGGGUUCUAGUGAACACGCUGACAACAUGAUACAAUAAACCUCUGCAGGUGACUGAAGUGCUGUUAGUCUUGUGACAUGGGUAAGCUUAGUGAUGAGUUAUACAGUUUAUUGGCUUUCCCCACCAUGUUAAGGGAUGAAUUGAAGUUGAAAUGUGGAAUAGCACUGGAAGGGUAGCGUCUUGCCCAGUGUUUUAGUGUCAAAGUUUGAAAGUGUACAUUUUAGACCCUGCACAUACACAUCUAUUUUUUCCCCCAUUUCAAAACCUUAAAAUGCAAAUAAAUUCAAACGUGUACACGUUGACCUGUGAACGGAGCAGUCCCUACAUCACUGUAUAUAUUUUUAUGUUCUUAUGUAGAAGACUAGUAUUUGAAAAUAUUUGUGUAAAUAAACGCGUGUUUUAUUUA